Messenger RNA from Arvicanthis niloticus (Nile rat), 12074 nucleotides. RefSeq names its product zinc finger homeobox 3 (gene Zfhx3). Gene Ontology annotation, cellular component: nucleus. Gene Ontology annotation, molecular function: zinc ion binding; DNA-binding transcription factor activity, RNA polymerase II-specific; RNA polymerase II cis-regulatory region sequence-specific DNA binding. The record is from RefSeq and is a predicted model, not a curated record. Lineage: Eukaryota; Metazoa; Chordata; Mammalia; Rodentia; Muridae. Gene Ontology annotation, biological process: regulation of neuron differentiation; regulation of transcription by RNA polymerase II.
GCUGAGAGCCCGGGCCCGGCAGCUCCGGCCCUGCUCCGGUGUGUUUGUGCGUCUAUGUCCCCAGGUCCCCGCAGGCGCGCGGGCGCGGCCACCGCAAGCAGCCCGGCCUGUGCCCAGCGCGACUGUAGAUGUCAGGCUUUGCCCGGGGAGCCGAGAGGCUGCGGGGCUGUGAGUUUCAAAUUAACCUUCCGCUUUGUUGCUGUGUAAUGUGGAUCCCCGAAGGCCCCCCGCCCCGCCCGCCCCCCUUCCUCGGGCGGUGCGCGCUGCAAACUGCGAGUUGAGCUUCAUUUACAUAAAGCGAUUCCGGGCGGGCGGGCGGGCGAGCAGGCGGCGCAGGAGGAGGAGAGAGGCGGGCAGGCCGGGACGGGGACCGGGACGCAGCGCCGCGCCCCGUGGGUGAAUCCCCGCCGCGCCUGGGGGACCUCCCUCCCCGGGCAGCCCGCAGAUCGCCAGCCCCGGGCCGCCACCAUGCGCGCCCCGCCCCUGCCGCCAGGCCCCUCGCUCCUAGCCUGCGCCACCACCGAGCCCGGGGGGCAGCGGGAGGUGGGGAGAAUGCCGCCUGGGGUGGGUAAGUUCGGGGCUCCGCUGCCACUGGAAUCUCCCGUUGUCGCGCUGGCCGGCGUGGUGGCCCCCGGACCUCCGAGUGCCUCCUUCCUCCCGAGGUGUACGGAGGCUUUGUGUGCCAGGUCCGAUCCGUACUGGGUGCAAUGAAAGCUCCACGCAGGCCUUACCAUGGAAGGCUGUGACUUGCCCGUCGUCUCGGGGAAGGACAAUGGGUGCGGCAUCCCUCAGCACCGGCAAUGGACUGAACUCAACAGCACCCACCUCCCCGACAAACCCAGUAGCAUGGAGCAGCCCACAGGCGAGAGCCAUGGGCCCCUGGACAGCCUGAGGGCCCCCUUCAAUGAGCGCCUGGCGGACAGCAGCACCUCCGCUGGGCCACCAGCCGAGCCUGCCAGCAAGGAGGUCAGCUGCAACGAGUGCUCAGCCUCCUUUUCCAGCCUCCAGACCUACAUGGAGCACCACUGCCCUGGCACGCAUCCCCCGCCGCAGGCCCUGCGAGAGGAGAGCGCCAGCGACACCAGCGAGGAGGGCGAGGAGGAGAGCGAUGUGGAGAACCUGGCCGGGGAAAUCGUCUACCAGCCAGAUGGCUCCGCAUACAUUGUUGAGAGCCUGAGCCAGCUGGCCCAGAGCGGGGCCACGUGUGGCAGCAGCAGCAGCAGCAGUGGCAGCGGGGCCGUCCCCUCGCUCUUCCUGAACUCUCUCCCUGGGGUGGGGGGGAAACAAGGGGACCCUUCGUGUGCUGCCCCCGUGUAUCCCCAGAUCAUCAACACCUUCCACAUAGCCUCAUCCUUCGGGAAAUGGUUUGAGGGCUCAGACCAGGCCUUCCCGAAUACCUCAGCCCUGGCGGGGCUCAGCCCCGUCCUGCACAGCUUCCGCGUUUUUGACGUGCGACACAAAAGCAACAAGGAUUACCUGAACAGUGAUGGUUCUGCCAAAAGCUCCUGUGUAUCCAAAGAUGUUCCCAACAAUGUGGACCUGUCCAAAUUCGAUGGCUUUGUGCUCUACGGCAAGAGGAAACCCAUUCUGAUGUGUUUCUUGUGCAAACUCUCCUUUGGGUAUGUCCGUUCGUUUGUGACCCACGCGGUGCAUGACCAUCGAAUGACCCUGAGUGAAGAGGAGCGGAAACUUCUUAGCAAUAAGAACAUCUCCGCUAUCAUCCAAGGGAUUGGCAAAGACAAGGAACCCCUUGUAAGUUUUCUGGAACCAAAAAACAAAAACUUUCAGCACCCUUUAGUUUCCACAGCUAACCUCAUAGGCCCCGGACACAGUUUUUACGGUAAAUUUAGUGGCAUUCGCAUGGAGGGGGAGGAGGCCCUCCCAGCCGUAGCUGCUGCUGGCCCUGAGCAGCCCCAGGCUGGUCUCUUGACCCCCAGCACCCUCUUGAACCUUGGCGGGCUCACCAGCUCGGUCCUGAAGACCCCCAUUACCUCAGUCCCCCUGGGGCCUCUGGCUUCUAGUCCUACCAAAUCCUCAGAGGGCAAGGACUCUGGGGCAGCUGAAGGAAAUAAGCAAGAAGUGGGGGAUCAGGACUGCUUCUCCGAGAAAGUAGAGCCAGCCGAGGAAGAGGAGGCAGAAGAGGAGGAAGAGGAGGAGGAAGAGGCGGAGGAGGAGGAGGAAGAGGAGGAGGAAGAGGAAGAAGAGGAGGAGGAGGGCUGCAAAGGACUCUUUCCAAAUGAGCUGGAGGAGGAACUGGAGGACAGGCCCCCCGAGGAGUCUGGGGCCCCGGCAGCUGGUAGCAGCAAAAAGGACCUUGCUCUCUCAAACCAAAGCAUUUCUAACUCCCCCUUAAUGCCUAAUGUGCUCCAGACCCUGUCGAGGGGCACAGCUUCUACUGCUUCUAACUCUGCUUCUAACUUUGUUGUCUUUGAUGGUGCGAACCGGAGGGGUCGUUUAAGCUUUAACAGUGAGGGCGUCAGGGCCAACGUGGCAGAGGGCAGGAGGCUGGACUUCGCUGACGAAAGUGCCAAUAAAGACAGUGCCACAGCACCAGAACCAAAUGAAAGCACAGAGGGGGACGAUGGGGGCUUUGUCCCUCAUCACCAGCACGCUGGCUCCCUCUGCGAGCUUGGGGUCGGGGAGUGCCCCUCAGGUAGCGGUGUGGAGUGCCCCAAAUGUGACACGGUCCUGGGCUCCUCACGCUCGCUGGGUGGCCACAUGACCAUGAUGCAUUCUCGCAACUCGUGUAAGACGCUCAAGUGCCCCAAGUGCAACUGGCACUAUAAGUACCAGCAGACACUGGAGGCACACAUGAAGGAGAAGCACCCGGAGCCGGGUGGCUCCUGCGUCUACUGCAAAAGCGGGCAGCCCCACCCGCGGUUGGCACGAGGCGAGAGCUACACGUGUGGUUACAAGCCUUUCCGCUGCGAGGUCUGUAACUACUCCACAACUACCAAAGGCAACCUCAGUAUUCAUAUGCAGUCUGACAAACAUCUCAACAACAUGCAGAACCUGCAGAACGGAGGGGGCGAGCAGGUCUUCAGCCACAGCGCUGGGGCUGCAGCCGCCGCCGCAGCUGCCGCGGCGGCGGCCGCCAACAUCGGUAGCUCCUGCGGUGCCCCCUCACCCACCAAACCAAAAACCAAACCCACGUGGCGGUGUGAGGUGUGCGAUUACGAGACCAACGUGGCCAGGAACCUCCGCAUUCACAUGACCAGUGAGAAACACAUGCACAACAUGAUGCUGCUUCAACAGAACAUGACACAGAUCCAGCACAACCGCCACCUGGGCCUCGGCAGCCUCCCCUCGCCCGCCGAGGCCGAGCUCUACCAGUACUACCUGGCCCAGAACAUGAACCUGCCCAACCUGAAGAUGGACAAUGCCGCUUCGGAUGCCCAGUUCAUGAUGAGUGGAUUCCAGCUGGAUCCUACAGGGCCCAUGGCCGCCAUGACGCCUGCUCUAGUGGGCGGUGAGAUCCCCCUAGACAUGCGGCUCGGGGGCGGGCAGCUGGUGUCAGAGGAGCUGAUGAACCUGGGCGAGAGUUUCAUCCAGACCAACGACCCAUCGCUGAAGCUCUUCCAGUGUGCAGUCUGCAACAAGUUCACGACGGACAACCUGGACAUGCUGGGGCUGCACAUGAACGUGGAACGCAGCCUCUCGGAGGAUGAGUGGAAGGCCGUGAUGGGGGACUCUUACCAGUGCAAACUCUGCCGCUACAACACGCAGCUCAAGGCCAACUUCCAGCUGCACUGCAAGACGGACAAGCACGUACAGAAGUACCAGCUGGUGGCCCACAUCAAGGAGGGUGGCAAAGCCAACGAGUGGAGGCUCAAGUGUGUGGCCAUUGGCAACCCUGUGCACCUGAAGUGCAACGCCUGUGACUACUACACCAAUAGCCUAGAGAAGCUUCGGCUGCACACAGUCAACUCCAGGCACGAGGCCAGCCUGAAGCUGUAUAAGCACCUACAGCAGCAUGAGAGUGGCGUGGAGGGCGAGAGCUGCUACUACCACUGUGUCCUGUGCAACUACUCCACCAAGGCCAAGCUCAACCUCAUCCAGCACGUGCGCUCCAUGAAGCACCAGCGCAGCGAGAGCCUGCGCAAGCUGCAGCGGCUGCAGAAGGGCCUCCCGGAGGAGGAUGAAGACCUGGGCCAGAUCUUCACCAUCCGCAGGUGCCCCUCCACUGACCCAGAGGAAGCUGUUGAAGAUGCCGAAGGACCCUGCGAAGCAUCUGCUGACCCAGAAGAGCUGGCCAAAGACCAGGGCAGCAGCGGCGGCGAGGAAGGGCAGAGCAAGCGGGCAGCAUCAUCCAGUCAGGCAGAGAAGGAGUUGACCGAUUCCCCUGCAGCUACCAAACGCACCUCCUUCCCAGGUAGCUCCGAGACUCCACUCGCUUCGAAGAGGCCAAAAGCAUCAGAGGAGAUCAAACCCGAGCAGAUGUACCAGUGUCCCUACUGCAAGUACAGCAACACUGAUGUGAACCGGCUGCGGGUACAUGCCAUGACACAGCACUCGGUGCAGCCUAUGCUCCGCUGUCCCCUGUGCCAAGACAUGCUCAACAACAAGAUCCACCUGCAGCUACACCUCACCCACCUCCACAGUGUGGCGCCUGACUGCGUGGAGAAGCUCAUUAUGACGGUGACCGCUCCUGAGAUGGUGAUGCCCAGCAGCAUGUUCCUCCCGGCCGCUGUUCCCGACCGAGAUGGGAACGCCACUAUGGAAGAGCCGGGAAAGCAGCCUGAAACUUCAGAGGACCUGGGAAAGAACAUCAUGCCACCUGCGAGCAUGGAGCACAGUGGGGAUCUCAAGCCCUCUUCUGCUGACCCCAGUUGUGUGAGAGAAGACUCGGGCUUCCUCUGCUGGAAGAAGGGCUGCAACCAGGUCUUCAAAACCUCCGCCACUCUGCAGACCCAUUUCAACGAGGUGCAUGCCAAGAGGCCCCAGCUUCCCGUGUCAGACCGCCACGUGUAUAAAUACCGCUGCAACCAGUGCAGCCUGGCUUUCAAGACCAUUGAAAAGCUGCAGCUCCACUCUCAGUACCACGUGAUCAGAGCCGCCACCAUGUGCUGCCUCUGUCAGCGCAGUUUCCGGACUUUCCAGGCUCUGAAAAAACACCUCGAAACGAGUCACCUGGAGUUGAGCGAGGCUGACAUCCAACAGCUUUAUGGGGGACUACUAGCCAACGGGGACCUCUUGGCAAUGGGAGACCCCACCCUGGCAGAAGACCAUACCAUCAUUGUUGAGGAAGACAAGGAGGAAGAGAGCGACCUAGAAGAUAAGCAGAGCCCGACAGGCAGCGACUCUGGGUCAGUACAGGAGGAUUCAGGCUCGGAGCCAAAGCGAGCUCUCCCUUUCCGGAAAGGGCCCAACUUCACUAUGGAGAAGUUUCUGGAUCCUUCCCGCCCUUACAAGUGUACCGUCUGCAAGGAAUCCUUCACUCAAAAGAACAUCCUGCUGGUGCACUACAACUCUGUGUCGCACCUGCACAAGUUAAAGAGAGCCCUUCAGGAAUCGGCCACCGGCCAGCCGGAGCCCACCAGCAGCCCCGACAACAAGCCGUUUAAGUGUAACACUUGCAAUGUGGCGUACAGCCAGAGUUCCACACUGGAGAUCCACAUGAGGUCUGUGCUGCACCAGACCAAGGCCCGGGCAGCCAAGCUGGAAGCUGCAAGUGGGAGCAGCAACGGAACUGGCGCCAGCGGCGGGAUGUCCCUCAGCUCCUCUACCCCAAGUCCCGUGGGCAGCAGCGGCGCUAACAACACCUUUACCACUGCCAAUCCAAGCAGUGCCGCUAUGGCUCCCGGUGUAAAUGCGCUGAGCCAGGUGCCCCCUGAGAGCGUGGUGAUACCUCCGCUGGGGAAUCCCAUCAGUGCCAACAUCGCUUCCCCUUCAGAGCCCAAAGAGGCCAACCGGAAGAAGUUAGCGGAUAUGAUUGCAUCCAGGCAGCAGCAGCAGCAGCAGCAGCAACAACAGCAGCAGCAGCAGCAGCAGCAAGCCCAGACACUCGCCCAGGCCCAGGCUCAAGUUCAGGCGCACCUGCAGCAGGAGUUGCAGCAGCAGGCCGCCUUGAUACAGUCUCAGCUGUUCAACCCCACGCUCCUUCCUCACUUUCCCAUGACCACAGAGACCUUGCUCCAACUGCAGCAGCAACAGCAUCUGCUCUUUCCCUUUUAUAUCCCCAGCGCAGAGUUCCAGCUCAACCCUGAGGUGAACCUGCCAGUAACCAGCGGGGCACUGACGCUGACAGGGUCAGGCCCGGGCCUGCUGGAAGAUCUGAAGGCUCAGGUCCAGAUCCCACAGCAGAGCCACCAGCAGAUACUGCAGCAGCAGCAACAACAACAGCAGAGUCAGCUCUCUCUUUCCCAGAGCCACUCAGCCCUCCUUCAGCCAAGCCAGCACCCGGAGAAGAAAAACAAAGUGGUCAUCAAAGAAAAGGAUAAGGAAAGCCAGAGAGAGAAGGAGGGGCCAGAGGGGGCAGAGGGUAACACGGGACCAAAGGAAUCACUGCCAGAUGCCUUGAAGGCCAAAGAGAAGAAAGAGUUGGCACCAGGGGGUGGUUCUGAGGGCUCCAUGCUUCCUCCACGUAUCGCUUCAGAUGCCAGGGGGAACGCCACCAAGGCCUUGCUGGAGAACUUUGGCUUUGAGCUGGUCAUUCAGUACAAUGAGAACAAGCAGAAGGCACAGAAGAAGAACGGGAAGACGGAGCAAGGCAGCGGCGGCGGCGAAAGCCUGGAGAAGCUGGAGUGCGACUCGUGCGGCAAGCUCUUCUCCAACAUCUUGAUUUUAAAGAGCCAUCAAGAGCACGUGCAUCAGAACUACUUCCCCUUCAAACAGCUGGAGAGGUUUGCCAAGCAAUACAGAGAGCACUACGAUAAACUGUACCCCCUGAGGCCCCAGACCCCGGAGCCACCCCCACCCCCUCCACCACCUCCCCCGCCUCCGCUUCCUGCGGCACCCCCCCAGCCAGCUUCCACGCCUGCCAUCCCCGCAUCAGCUCCGCCCAUCACGUCGCCUACCAUCGCCCCCGCCCAGCCCUCCGUGCCUCUCACCCAGCUCUCCAUGCCAAUGGAGCUGCCCAUCUUCUCGCCACUGAUGAUGCAGACGAUGCCGCUGCAGACUCUGCCAGCUCAGCUGCCCCCUCAGCUCGGCCCCGUGGAGCCGCUGCCUGCCGACCUGGCCCAGCUGUACCAACACCAGCUCAACCCCACCCUGCUCCAGCAACAGAACAAGAGGCCUCGCACCAGGAUCACGGACGACCAGCUCCGAGUGCUUCGGCAGUACUUCGACAUUAACAACUCACCCAGUGAGGAGCAGAUCAAAGAGAUGGCAGACAAGUCGGGCCUGCCCCAGAAAGUGAUCAAGCACUGGUUCAGAAACACUCUGUUCAAGGAGCGGCAACGGAACAAGGACUCCCCGUACAACUUCAGCAACCCUCCCAUCACCAGUCUGGAGGAACUCAAGAUCGACUCCCGGCCCCCUUCCCCAGAACCCCAGAAGCAGGAGUACUGGGGAAGCAAGCGGUCCUCGAGAACAAGGUUUACCGACUACCAGCUCCGAGUCCUGCAGGACUUCUUUGACGCCAACGCCUAUCCAAAGGACGAUGAAUUCGAGCAGCUUUCUAACUUACUGAACCUUCCAACCCGUGUCAUAGUGGUGUGGUUUCAAAACGCCCGGCAAAAGGCCAGGAAGAAUUACGAGAAUCAGGGAGAGGGCAAAGAUGGAGAGCGGCGUGAGCUUACCAACGAUAGGUACAUUCGAACAAGCAACUUGAAUUACCAGUGCAAAAAGUGCAGCCUCGUGUUUCAGCGCAUCUUUGACCUCAUCAAACACCAGAAGAAGUUGUGCUACAAGGACGAGGAUGAGGAGGGGCAGGAUGACAGCCAAAACGAGGACUCCAUGGAUGCCAUGGAGAUCCUCACCCCUACCAGCUCCUCUUGCAGCACCCCUAUGCCCUCACAGGCUUACAGCACCCCAGCACCGUCGGCCAGUACCGCACCCUCCGCCUUCUUGCAGCUCACAACGGAGACUGACGAACUAGCCACUUUCAACUCGAAAGCAGAGGCCAGCGAUGAGAAGCCAAAGCAGGCCGACCCUCCCAGUGUUCAGCCAAACCAAACCCAAGAGAAGCAAGGACAGCCAAAGCCAGAGGUGCCGCAGCAAGAGCCUCCGGAGCAGAAGACAAACGCGCCCCAGCCCAAGCUCCCACCGCUGGCUGCCCCUUCCUUACCGCAGCCUCCUCCGCAAGCGCCCCCUCCGCAGUGCCCCCUCCCCCAGUCAAGCCCCAGUCCCUCUCAGCUCUCCCAUCUGCCCCUCAAGCCCCUCCACACGUCAACCCCUCAACAGCUGGCAAACCUACCUCCUCAGCUAAUCCCCUACCAGUGUGACCAGUGCAAGCUGGCCUUCCCGUCCUUCGAACACUGGCAGGAGCACCAGCAGCUUCACUUCCUGAGCGCCCAGAACCAGUUCAUCCACCCCCAGUUUUUGGACAGGUCGUUGGAUAUGCCUUUCAUGUUGUUUGAUCCCAGUAACCCACUCCUGGCCAGUCAGCUGCUCUCGGGCGCCAUCCCUCAGAUCCCUGCGAGCUCAGCCACUUCCCCUUCAACGCCCACCUCCACCAUGAACACGCUCAAGAGGAAGCUGGAGGAAAAGGCCAGCGCGAGCCCCGGUGAGAACGACAGCGGGACGGGAGGAGAAGAGCCUCAGAGAGACAAGCGUUUGAGAACGACCAUUACCCCGGAGCAGCUGGAAAUUCUCUACCAGAAGUACCUGCUGGACUCCAACCCGACUCGAAAGAUGCUGGAUCACAUCGCGCACGAGGUGGGCUUGAAGAAGCGCGUGGUACAGGUGUGGUUUCAGAACACCCGAGCUCGGGAAAGGAAAGGUCAGUUCCGGGCUGUGGGCCCAGCGCAGGCCCACAGGAGAUGCCCUUUUUGCAGAGCACUCUUCAAGGCCAAGACAGCCCUCGAGGCUCAUAUCCGGUCUCGGCAUUGGCACGAAGCCAAGAGAGCCGGCUACAACCUGACUCUGUCUGCCAUGCUCUUAGACUGUGAUGGGGGACUCCAGAUGAAGGGAGACAUUUUUGACGGAACUAGCUUUUCCCACCUACCCCCGAGCAGUAGUGAUGGUCAGGGCGUGCCCCUCUCGCCUGUGAGCAAAACCAUGGAGCUGUCCCCCAGAACUCUUCUCAGCCCAUCCUCCAUCAAGGUGGAAGGGAUCGAAGACUUUGAAAGCCCCUCCAUGUCCUCGGUUAACCUGAACUUUGACCAAACUAAGCUGGACAACGAUGACUGUUCCUCCGUCAACACUGCAAUCACAGACACCACAACGGGGGAUGAGGGGAAUGCCGACAACGACAGCGCAACAGGAAUAGCGACUGAAACCAAAUCUUCUGCACCGAACGAGGGGUUGACCAAAGCAGCCAUGAUGGCGAUGUCCGAGUAUGAAGACCGGUUGUCGUCUGGUCUGGUCAGCCCAGCCCCGAGCUUCUAUAGCAAGGAAUAUGACAACGAAGGUACAGUGGACUACAGCGAAACCUCAAGCCUGGCAGACCCCUGCUCCCCAAGUCCCGGGGCAAGCGGGUCAGCCGGUAAAUCUGGUGACAGCGGGGAUCGACCUGGGCAGAAACGUUUUCGCACUCAAAUGACCAAUCUGCAGCUGAAGGUCCUCAAGUCAUGCUUUAAUGACUACAGGACACCCACCAUGCUAGAGUGUGAGGUCCUGGGCAAUGACAUUGGACUGCCAAAGAGAGUUGUUCAGGUCUGGUUCCAGAAUGCCCGGGCAAAAGAAAAGAAGUCUAAGUUAAGCAUGGCCAAGCAUUUUGGUAUAAACCAAACGAGUUACGAGGGACCCAAAACAGAGUGCACUUUGUGUGGCAUCAAGUACAGCGCAAGGCUGUCUGUACGUGACCAUAUCUUUUCCCAACAGCAUAUCUCCAAAGUUAAGGACACCAUCGGGAGCCAGCUGGACAAGGAGAAAGAAUAUUUUGACCCAGCCACUGUACGCCAGUUGAUGGCCCAGCAGGAGCUGGACCGGAUUAAGAAGGCUAAUGAGGUCCUUGGACUAGCAGCUCAACAGCAAGGGAUGUUUGACAACGCCCCUCUUCAGGCUCUUAACCUUCCUACCACGUAUCCAGCGCUCCAGGGCAUUCCUCCUGUGUUGCUCCCCGGUCUCAACAGCCCCUCUUUGCCAGGCUUUACCCCAUCCAACACAGCUUUAACGUCCCCUAAACCGAACCUGAUGGGUCUGCCCAGCACAACGGUACCUUCCCCCGGCCUCCCCACAUCUGGAUUACCAAAUAAACCGUCCUCAGCCUCGCUGAGUUCCCCGACCCCAGCACAAGCCACCAUGGCAAUGGCCCCUCAGCAACCCCCACAACCCCAGCAGCCGCAGCCACAGGUGCAGCAGCCUCCGCCGCCGCCAGCAGCCCAGCAGAUACCCACACCGCAGCUUCCCCUGCAACAGCAACGUAAGGACAAAGAUGGUGAGAAAGGAAAGGAGAAGGAAAAGGCACACAAAGGGAAAGGGGAACCCCUACCUGUCCCCAAGAAGGAGAAAGGAGAGGCCCCUACAGCGGCUACAGCGACCAUCUCAGCCCCACUGCCAACCAUGGAGUACGCAGUGGACCCUGCUCAGCUGCAGGCCCUGCAGGCGGCUUUGACUUCAGACCCCACAGCAUUACUCACGAGCCCGUUCCUUCCUUACUUCGUACCGGGCUUUUCUCCUUAUUAUGCCCCCCAGAUCCCUGGCGCCCUGCAGAGUGGGUACCUGCAGCCAAUGUAUGGCAUGGAAGGCCUGUUCCCCUACAGCCCUGCCCUAUCGCAGGCCCUGAUGGGGUUGUCUCCAGGCUCACUACUGCAGCAGUACCAGCAAUACCAGCAGAGUCUGCAGGAGGCGAUUCAGCAGCAGCAGCAGCAGCAGCAGCAGCAGCAGCAGCAGCAGCGGCAACUACAGCAACAACAGCAGCAGCAGCAGCAACAACAAAAAGUGCAGCAGCAGCAGCAGCAGCAGCAGCCCAAAGCAAGCCAAACCCCAGUCCCCCAGGGGCCUGCUUCCCCAGACAAAGACCCUGCCAAAGAAUCCCCCAAACCAGAAGAGCAGAAAAACGUCCCCCGUGAGGUGUCCCCCCUCCUGCCGAAACCCCCAGAAGAGCCAGAAGCAGAAAGCAAAAGUGCAAGUGCGGACUCCCUCUGUGACCCCUUCAUUGUUCCAAAGGUGCAGUACAAGUUGGUCUGCCGCAAGUGCCAGGCGGGCUUCGGCGACGAGGAGGCGGCGAGGAGCCACCUGAAGUCCCUCUGCUUCUUCGGCCAGUCUGUGGUGAACCUGCAAGAGAUGGUGCUUCAUGUCCCCACCGGCAGCGGUGGCGGAGGCGGUGGCGGCGGCAGCGGCGGCGGUGGCGGCUCGUACCACUGCCUGGCGUGCGAGAGCGCGCUCUGCGGGGAGGAAGCGCUGAGUCAGCAUCUCGAGUCGGCCUUGCACAAACACAGAACAAUCACGAGAGCAGCAAGAAACGCCAAAGAGCACCCUAGUUUAUUACCUCACUCUGCCUGCUUCCCCGAUCCUAGCACCGCAUCUACCUCGCAGUCUGCCGCUCACUCAAACGACAGCCCCCCUCCCCCGUCGGCCGCCCCGUCCUCGUCCGCUUCCCCCCACGCCUCCAGGAAGUCUUGGCCGCCAGUGGGCUCCCGGGCUUCGGCCGCGAAGCCCCCUUCUUUUCCUCCUCUCUCCUCAUCUUCAACGGUUACCUCAAGUUCAUGCAGCACCUCAGGGGUUCAGCCCUCGAUGCCAACAGACGACUAUUCGGAGGAGUCUGACACGGAUCUCAGCCAAAAGUCCGACGGACCGGCGAGCCCGGUGGAGGGUCCCAAAGACCCCAGCUGCCCCAAGGACAGUGGUCUGACCAGUGUAGGAACGGACACCUUCAGAUUGUAAGCUUUGAAGAUGAACAUUACAAAUGAAUUUAAAUAAAAAAAGAUUAAUAACAAACCAAUUUCAAAACUAGACUAACUGCAAUUCCAAAGCUUCUAACAAAAAAAAAAAAAAAAAAACAAAAACAAAAACACAAAAAAAAUCAAAAA